Parnassius apollo (apollo) is the source of this 408-nucleotide messenger RNA. The record is from the annotation of a GenBank genome assembly. NCBI's taxonomy places the organism in Eukaryota, Metazoa, Arthropoda, Insecta, Lepidoptera, Papilionidae.
AUGGCGUUUGCUGGGAUAAAUAUCAGUUUGUCCCAGCCGGAUAUUACGCAAAAACUAACGGAGCGCAUAGACGACCUGAAGCAGAUACGUCGAUUUACCGAGAGUUCAAGGCGGUUUAACCAGAAUCGUCUCUUCGAGAGUGAUCAGAAGAGGCUCUAUAAAUCAUUGGAGCGACCAGAGGUAUGUGGAGAGGGUCCAGGACCAGAUCAGGCUGUCGCAUUUUGGCGUGGCCUGUGGUCAGAGAGAGCCCGUAAACAACAGCGAGGGCCCUUGGAUGGAAGUUGUGGCAAGCCAGAGUGCAAUUGUUACGACCCGGUCACCAUACCGCCAGAGACGUGGCUGAAGCGGUCCGUAGGGCCCCGAACUGGAAAAGUCUGGGGCUUGACGGGCUGCAUCAUUACUGGCUGA